Sodiomyces alkalinus F11 is the source of this 1351-nucleotide messenger RNA. Its product is annotated as fructosamine kinase. The transcript is spliced from 3 exons. NCBI's taxonomy places the organism in Eukaryota, Fungi, Ascomycota, Sordariomycetes, Glomerellales, Plectosphaerellaceae. The record is from RefSeq and is a predicted model, not a curated record. Bases 383 to 1351 code for a protein of 322 amino acids.
AGUCGAACCAUCAUGGAGUGGCCGGCUGGGGUUCAACUGGCUACGUAUCCUACGACAGGAUUACGGUAUUACCUUUAUUUCAUUUAAUUUUCCUACAACACUAAAUAAUGACGGAGCAUGGGGAAACGGGAAAUGUAUGGAAAGGGAACGGAAAAGAUACCCCCAAAUUUGUGCUUUGGGCACUCGGCUAAGGGGGAUGGAUUCUUCAAUGAGGAAAAGUUGGGGUAGCAUGACGUCAGUGCGUCAAAGUGAAUUUUUGACAUUUGGGUGGUAAGAAGCGUAACCUAAUUGACAGCUCAUCCAAGAGGAACUGGAUAAACAUACGAAUCAAGCAAUCAUAUUGAAGAGAGCCUGUAUCCUUAUACAGAUCCUGUGACGCAUCAUGGCCCCAAACGUCGACCCUGCAAUUCUGGAGGCGCUCGGCCUCGACCCCGCCAACACGAAGCUGUCCUCUCAUGGCGGCUCCGGCUUCUCAUCUACUUUCAAGUUGUCAUCCACCGUGAAUGGCAAGCCCGUCAACUACUUUGUAAAGACGGGUCUGGGAAAGGAUUCCGAAGUCAUGUUCAGGGGGGAGCAUGCGUCCCUGAACGCAAUAGCAGACGCGGUUCCCAGCUUUUGCCCCCGCUCACAUGCCCACGGGGCCAUGGAAUCGUCCCCCGGCAAGUUCUUCCUGGCCACCGACUUCCUGGACCUCCGCGCCUCCUCCCCGGCGGGCUCCGGUCUCUCCCUCGCCGCCAAGCUCGCCCAGCUGCACACCACACCGGCGCCGAUCCCGGAAGGGCUCGACCGCCCCAUGUUCGGCUUCCCCGCGACGACCUGCUGCGGCGCGACCCCGCAAGACAACUCGUGGAAGGCCUCGUGGGCGGACUUUUACGCCGACAACCGCUUGCGCGCCGUUUUACGCGCCGGUGUCGAGGCGAAUGGGUCUAACGCCGAGCUGGAGCGCUCGGUGGAGCGCGUCGCGUCUGCUGUCGUGCCGCGGCUUGUCGGCGAAGGGACAAUGAAGAACAUCACGCCUGUGGUCAUCCAUGGGGAUUUGUGGAGCGGGAACCAUGGGCGGGGUCGCAUCGCGGGGCAAGGCGGCGUGGAGGAGGUCGUCUUCGACCCGAGUGCGGUGUACGGCCAUUCCGAGUACGAACUGGGCAUCAUGCGCAUGUUUGGCGGCUUUGGCUCAGCGUUUUGGACGGAGUAUGGGAGGCUUGUACCAAAGGCUGAACCUGUGGAGGAGUGGGAUGACCGUGUGGCGUUGUAUGAGCUAUACCAUCAUCUAAAUCACUACGCAUUAUUCGGAGGAGGAUACCGCGGAGGGGCCAUGUCGAUCAUGAAAAACCUCAUCGCAAAAUACGGCUGA